This is a messenger RNA of Alligator mississippiensis (American alligator), 1546 nucleotides long. RefSeq names its product natural cytotoxicity triggering receptor 3 ligand 1. Lineage: Eukaryota; Metazoa; Chordata; Crocodylia; Alligatoridae. The coding region runs from base 14 to 1546 and encodes 510 amino acids. The record is from RefSeq and is a predicted model, not a curated record. The transcript has 7 exons.
UGCAGCAGAGGAGAUGGCGACUGUGGCAGGGAAGAUGGAUGCCUGGGCCCUACACCUCAGGGGCCUGCUUCUGCCUCUGCUCUUCCUGGGGAUAACAGGUUCCCAGCUGCAGGUGACCACGGCGCCCUCCUCCACGGCCCACGUGGGCUCGGGGGCCCUGCUGCAGUGCCGGUUUGAUGUCGGGGGGCCCGUGGCCCUGGACUCCCUGCGAGUGACGUGGUAUUUCUGGGACAAGCAGUUGGCCUGUUAUGAGCAGGGCAGGAGCCAGGCCCACCCCAAAGCCAGCCUGCCAUCAGAAAAGGAGCUGGAGAACGGAAAUGCCUCCCUGUCACUGACCGCGGUGACCGUGCCAGAUGAGGGCAUAUACCGGUGUGUUGUGUGGUACGGGACGCAGCAGCACCAGGGCAAGACCACCCUGCAUAUGCUCGCUGCCCCGAUGAUCUCCAUCCCGAGACAAACAGCCGUGGCUGAUGCUGAGACCUCCCUCCUGUGCCAUGUCGGGAGGUUCUACCCCGUCGAUGUGGACGUGGCGUGGCUGAGAGACGGGCAGGUCCUGAAGGGCUCCACCUGCUCCAGGCCCCAAAGGAACCCAGACGGGACCUUCAACCUCACCCUCACCUACACCUUCACCCCUACCCUCAGCGAUGCUGGCAGUGUCUUCUCCUGCCACGUCUACCAUGCAGCACUAGAGCAGCUGCAGCAGGAGGACAUCCCCCUGGACAUCCUAGAAGCAGAUAAGACUGGCACCAUGGUCGGUGCCAUCCUGGGGAUCCUGAUUGGAGCUGGAGCUGCAGCCGCUACAGCCAUUUACUUCUGGAGGAAGAGAAAAAGAGACUGGGCGGUCUCCUACAAUGUCUCAGAGGUGCAGGUGCCGGAGCGGUGCAUGCUGGGCCAGGAGGUGACCCUGCACUGCUCCAUGGAGGGGACGUUCCCCAAGGACGUGGCUGUGACAUGGGAGAGGAUCCACAGCGAGGACAGGAUGGUGCCUGACAGUGGCAAGGACCAAGAGAGCCCCGAGCACCAGCCGCUGUUCCCCGCCCUCCCCCCGGGCUGGAGAGUGACCGAGGAGAGAGCUGGGACCCGCCUCACGUCCUCCCUGAUCUUCACCCCCACGCUGCAGGACGACGGGGCAUGGGUCCAGUGCUUCUUCCUCCAUGAGUACAAACUGAUCAGAGAGCACCGAGUGUCCCCAGUGAUCCAGGUGUGGGCCCGGCCGCAGGUGUCUGAGAUCCAGGUGUUGCCAGAGUGGGACCCCCGCGACAAGGUGCCGUUUGCUGUCCAGCUCCACAACUUCUACCCCAGGGAGGUGCCCCCGAUCCAGUGGGGCUGGGACGGGGCCGGGAGCUGGAGGGAAGACCCCGCGCAGAUAGACAAGAACGCGGACGGCACGUUCACCGCGACGAGCAUCUGGAGAGUGCCCAGCCGGAGCCUGACCUGGCCGGAGCUGCGAGUGCGAGUGUGCGUCCAGCACGGCCCCGGAGAGCCCCCGAGCGAGAGAGAGCUCAGCCUGAGGGCCGCGGGGGUGUGGGGUCUGUGUGGUGUGUGA